GACAGCAUUCUCUCUGCAAACAGCUGCAUGUAUCAUUAUCAGGUAUAAAAGAAUACAUGAUCCUAAGGGACAGAAGCAAAUACGUCCCUGUGGUUUAUGGAGGAAGCAUUGUUUUGAGCCCUCUGGAUCUGAGUCCUUUGCAUUUGGAUAUUAAAAUAAGUGGGAUUACUCUUCCCAGAAGAGAUUACUACUUUUCCAGAAGUUUCCAGAUGUGGGAAUACAGUUAGCCUCUGGUGUUGUAGUAAAUGUGUGCUUCUUUGUUUUACUCCCCAAACAUAUUGUUCAUACUCGACUUUGUUAACUGCUGGUAUCAGGUUGUUAGAGAGGGUGUGUGGUCAAACAGAACCUGACUCAUUGUUCCUGGGAGCUAUAAAAAGGAUUCAGUGGCAGUUAAAAGCCAGCAGAGCACUUUUUUUUCUAAGAACGCUUUACCUUGAUCGGACAUGUCCAAGAGUGUGUAUGUCUCUAAGGCUGCAGCUGUGGCCACUGUGACAGUGGCAGCUUUGGCUCUUGUCACAGUCAUUGGAUUGGUCAUUUUCCAUCUCAUCCGAAGCCAAGAAUGCUCUCAUCUAUUGUUGCCAACAGUUCUGACCACCACUUUGGCCCCAAAUGGACAAGCACCUGAUAUGAGGCUGCCGGGAAACCUGAUUCCAGAGAGCUAUGAGAUUUAUCUGCGGACGCACCUGUACACCACGUUGGACAACCUCAACGAGCAGAACUACAACUUUUCAGGAAACUCUACAGUGAAGUUCAAGUGUGUGACUGCUACCAAUACCAUCUACAUUCACAGCAAAGAUCUAAAUCUAGUCGUUUUAGGUGUGAUUGAGGAAAAUAGGAAAAACAUGCCAGUUAACCAGGUCCGCCUGUUGGAAGACAACAGGGAAUUUGCUGAAAUAGAGCUUGCUGACACUUUAAAAGUUGGCAGAAUUUACUACCUCAUCACUGAAUUCAUGGGAGAGUGUAAAGGAUCUAAAGGAAUUUUCCUCAAUCAUUACAAGGAAAAGGGAAAUAAUGAAAGUUUUACAAUAGCAUUCAUUGCAGCUAGUAAAAUGGAGCCCAUGGACGCAAGAAGAGUGUUUCCCUGUUUUGAUGAGCCAGCCAUGAAAGCUGUGUUUAACAUCACUAUAAUCCACAGGAAAGGUUCUGUAGCUUUAAGCAACAUGCCACAGAAAGACCAAGUUGAAAUGGAAAUUGAUGGAGAACAAUGGUUAGUCUCCGAGUUUGUUCCUACUGUGAAGAUGUCAACUUACCUCCUAGCCUUCACAGUGUCCUGCAUGAAAUCCAAAGAGACCAAAAAUGAGAGGACCAUGCUAAGGACAUGGGCAAGGCCUGAAGCCAUAGCUGCUGGGCAUGUGGAUUAUGCUCACAGUAUCACCAGAAACAUUCUGGACUUUCUUGAAGAGUAUAGUGGCAUAGAAUAUCCUUUGAGAAAACUUGAUCAGUUAGCCGUGCCUGAAGUAUCUGGUGACAUUAUGGGCAUGGAGAACUGGGGUCUGAUCAUCUACGCCGAGAACACUUUCCUGUAUGACGCAGGCCACUCCGCCACACCAGAUAAAGAGAUGACUGCCAUUAUUAUAGCUCAUGAACUGGCCCAUCAGUGGUUUGGAAACCUGGUUACAAUGAGAUGGUGGAGUGACCUGUGGUUGAAGGAGGGGUUUGCAACAUACAUGUCAUACCUUGCUGUGGACAAAGUGGAGCCCACUUGGAAUAUUAAAGAUCUUAUUAUCGCUCGGGAAAUCCAGAAGGCGAUGUCUAUAGAUUCAGAGGACUUCUAUCAUUUCCUCAGUGACAAUGAUCUACAAACUCCUGAUGACAUCCUGAGUCUGUAUGACAUUAUCACCUACAGCAAGGGGGCAGCAGUAUUGAGAAUGCUGGCCAAUACUUUGACAGAGAGUGUCUUUAAAGAGGGUGUCCAGUCAUUUCUAAAGGCUUAUCAGUACAAUAGCGCUGAAACACAAGACCUUUGGAGUCACUUACAGAGGGUAGUGGACAAGAACAGUCUUGACAUACCUGUUGCAGAAGUCAUGGACACCUGGACAGAGCAAUCAGGCUACCCUCUGAUAACCAUCAACACCGAAUCUGGAGAAGUGUCACAGGAACAUUUCAACAUGGAUAGAGGACAGCAGAUUUGGCAGAUACCAAUAAAAGUGAUGAAAUCAGGCUCAGGAGAGAUUGAAUCUCAUUUGCUGACUGUGGAUGGACCAGUGUCGAAGCCAGUGUAUCAGUGUGAGGAAAAUGAGUGGAUUAUUGCCAAUGUUAACUGCACUGGAUAUUACAGAGUUAACUACGACCCUGAGAACUGGGAAAAACUUCUUCAACAGCUGGAAACAGAUCACCGGAAAAUACCCACCCUCAGCAGAGCUCAGCUAAUUGAUGAUGCAUUUAAUCUUGCAAGAUUUGAAUAUGUCAAUAUCACCCUGGCUUUAAACACCACCAAGUAUCUGUUGAAUGACACAGAGUUUAUGACGUGGGAAUCUGCCAGAGAAAACCUGUUUCAUUUAAUCCUCAUGUUUGACCGUUCUGAGAUCUGUGGUGCCAUGAAGGCAUAUUUAAGGAAGCUAGUAGGUCCACUUUAUGACCAUUUUGAAAACUUCACAAUGAAUGCAUCCAUCCCAGACAGUCACACUGCCCAGCUUAACCAGAUUAAUGCAGUCACACUUGCUUGUGCCAUUGAACUUCCUAAGUGCAAAAAGAUGGCAACUGAUCUAUUCAACCGGUUGAGGAAGGACCCAACCACAAAUCUGAUACACCCCAACCUGAGGCUCAUGGUGUACUGCAGUGCCAUAGCUUCAGGGGGGGAACUGGAGUGGGACUUUGCCUGGGAGAUGAUGAAAACCUCCCCCAGUGAUCAAGAAAGAAAAAGGCUGGCGGAAGCCCUGGCUUGCACCAAGCAUGUCUGGAUCCUCAACAGGUACCUGGAAUAUACUCUGAACCAAAAUAUAAUCAAGCCAGAGGACUUCAUUUUCACUGUUGACGUUAUCGCCAACAACGUGGUGGGGCAGUCCCUUGUUUGGGACUUUGUCGUAUCCCAGUGGCCCAACAUCAUCAAAAGGUUUGGGAACAAGUUUUCACUUUAUCCCUUAAUUCAUGGAAUAACACAGAGAGUUCCUUCGAGAUACGAAGAACAAAAGUUAAGGAAGCUAGAAGAAAUCUACAACGAAAUGUCCCUUUACCACUCUGGUGACAAUAUUUUUGAGACCGUCAUAAAGAAGAGCCUGAUUAACAUCCAGUGGGUGGAGAAACACAAGCAAACUGUUUUCCAGUGGUUUCAAGGGGAGAUUUUGCAAGGAAACAACGAAGUCUGACACUAAAUCCUAGUUUCAUUCUAAGCAAGACUGAUUCAUAAAACUUCUGGAUAAACUUUUCCUUUUUCAUUUUUUGUAUGCUUACUGCUCAGUGUUAGCAGCUGUGUGUAGGAGUAGCUAGUGUACAUGUUGUCCUGGCUCCACUAAGCUCAUAUUUUAUAAGUUUAUCAACAUUAUUUGUAUGUUGUGUGCAGCCAACACUAACAUACCACAUUGACUCUUUUUUAUUUUUGUGAUCAUGGGAUAAGCUGGAAGGUAGGAAUUUUUGGAAUGACAGUACUGUAUACCUGUUCCCUUUUUGAUGCAUAUGAUCAAAGUUUUUAUCAAA
This is a messenger RNA of Anguilla anguilla (European eel), 3633 nucleotides long. RefSeq names its product aminopeptidase N-like. Gene Ontology annotation, biological process: peptide catabolic process; proteolysis. The coding region runs from base 444 to 3305 and encodes 953 amino acids. NCBI's taxonomy places the organism in Eukaryota, Metazoa, Chordata, Actinopteri, Anguilliformes, Anguillidae. Gene Ontology annotation, cellular component: cytoplasm. The record is from RefSeq and is a predicted model, not a curated record. Gene Ontology annotation, molecular function: peptide binding; metalloaminopeptidase activity; zinc ion binding. The transcript is spliced from 20 exons.